AUUGUGCGCAUGCGCAGAUUGUCUCAACUGGAAAUUCAAACAUCUUGAGUGUCCGAAACACUGAUCUAAUUCAGAUUUUAAAUGAACAGUUCAUCACACCUAUAUUUAAACAUCGUCAGGAAAUAUGAAUGGUUAUAAAUCUUUCUGAAUUAGUUUUAAAUGUUAUACUAAUUAGUUUCUUUCGACAGAUUUUCACGAUAAAAAAGCCAUACUUUGUAUGUUUACGGAAAUGUGCAUUUUUCUAAAUAAAGGGGAAUGUUUAAAAAUUUUGAUUAAUUAUCAGAAUGCAGAAUUAUGUGAUACAUGUUUAUUAUCAGCAUCUAUUAGACGCCUACAAAAUUCGAUUAAUCGUGAGAAAUGGCUGGAUUUAUUUAACUUGGUUUUGGAGUUUAACUGGACGCAAAUACUGGAACUAGAUGGCAGCCUCUCGAAGAGUGAUAUCUGUCAAAUUUUUCUCACCACAUCUAAGUUAGCCUGCUGCUUUUCAUUAAGGUAAUUGCGAAAUCUUCUGACGUAACAAUGAGUACCAUUAUGGAAGCUGAAGAUAUAAAUGAAGACUUUUUAAAAGACAUUUUAGGAAAGUUCAUAUACAAAGGGUGUGAAGUGCUAAUGGAAGCUAAUUUGGAAGGGCUGGAAGUGGCAAACCUUGGUGAAGAAGCAAAAAAAUUUAUCAGAAAAUUGAAAAGCAUUGUGAAAAAUGAAAAUAGGAACUAUUUAUUAUAUAGAAUGCUCUUAGCAACUAAAUUGGAACUUCCUGACAAAUUUAAUCCUUUAAUAUCAGUUUUAUGUAAAAGUAGACCUACACCAGUAUUAUUCAAUGAUGACAGUUCCUCUACGUACGCUGCUCUAAAAGGUAAAUAUGGGAAAGACGUUGACUACGUUCUCGAAGAGAUUUGUAUUAAUCGUGAAAUUCCUGAGGAUUCUAAACUAUUAAAAGCUGUAGAAACUUUAUGUAAUUGA
Molecule: messenger RNA, 960 nt
Organism: Dimorphilus gyrociliatus
Lineage: Eukaryota; Metazoa; Annelida; Polychaeta; Dinophilidae
Source: the annotation of a GenBank genome assembly